AUGACCUCGACUAUCGACCCGAAGACCAUUGGAAGGCCCGCAAGGCCUCGUCGUCAUGUUCGCACUCUUACUGGAUAUCUACCCGAGAAAGACGCGUCGGGCAGGGAGAAGUGGCCAAAGGGGGACGAAAAGACAUGGAAAGCGGGCCUGCGCUCAGUCGAUAAAGACGUCGACGCCAUCACCAAAUCCUUCGUCAACCAUGUACAGACAUCUCUUGCUCGCCAGCCAUACAACAUUGAUAACCUCGGCGGAUACCAGGCGACUGCGUUGUCGGUCAGAGACAACCUUCUGGUCAACUGGAACGAAACUCAGCUCCACUACACUCGCAAAGCACCUAAACGCGCGUAUUACCUUUCCUUGGAGUUCCUUAUGGGCCGAACCCUUGACAAUGCGCUUCUGAACCUUGGCCUGAAAGGCCAGUACAGCGAAGGUGUCCAAAAACUCGGGUUCAGUAUGGAGGAUAUUUUGGAACAGGAACGUGAUGCUGCCUUGGGAAACGGUGGUUUGGGCCGACUUGCCGCCUGUUAUCUCGACUCGUCUGCUUCUCAAGAGCUUCCACUUUGGGGCUAUGGGCUGAGGUACAAAUAUGGCAUUUUCCAGCAGCUCAUCUCCCCCGAGGGUAAUCAGUUGGAGGCCCCCGAUCCGUGGUUGGACAACCAGAACCCAUGGGAGCUUCCACGUCUUGAUGUCACCUACGAUGUGCGAUUCUACGGUCAAGCCGAGAGGUUGAGUGAUGGUACUGGGCGUGCUUUGUGGCAAGGAGGGCAGGAGGUUUUGGCCGUCGCCUACGAUGUCAUGAUCCCUGGUUAUGGCACGAAGACGACCAACAACCUGCGUUUGUGGGAGAGUAGGCCGAAGCGAGGUUUCGACUUGAAUUCUUUCAAUGCCGGAAACUAUGAGGGUGCGGUCGAGUCGUCGAACAGCGCUGCAGCCAUUACUUCGGUGCUGUAUCCCAAUGACCAUACGACGUUUGGCAAAGAGUUGAGGUUGAAGCAGCAAUAUUUCUGGACUGCAGCCAGUCUUCAAGACAUCUUACGUCGUUUCAAGAAUCUCAACAAACCUAUCCAAGAGUUCGCUGAUUAUGCUGCCAUCCAGCUCAACGAUACCCAUCCAACUCUCGCCAUUCCCGAGUUGAUGCGCAUUCUGAUCGACGAGGAAGAUCUUCGGUGGGACGUGGCCUGGUCAAUCGUGACGAACACGUUUUUCUACACGAACCAUACAGUGUUGCCAGAAGCACUAGAGAAGUGGCCUGUGCCGUUGAUUGAACACGUCUUGCCCAGACAUAUGCAAAUUAUCUAUGAUAUUAAUCUGUUCUUCCUCCAAGCUGUUGAGAAGAAGUUCCCAGGAGACCGCGAUAGAUUGGCUAGAAUGUCUUUGAUCGAAGAGGGCGUGCCCAAACAGGUCCGUAUGGCCCACCUGGCUUGCAUUGGAAGCCGCAAGGUCAACGGUGUCGCUGAGUUGCACAGUGAACUUGUCCGCACUACUAUCCUGAAAGAUUUCGUAGAAUUCGAAGGAAUAAGCAAGUUUGGCAACGUCACUAACGGAAUCACCCCUCGUCGCUGGCUCGAUCAGUGCAACCCCGAGCUUAGCGCGCUUAUCUCAAAGACGCUGAAACUGGACAAGAGGGUCUGGUUAAAGGAACUGACUAAACUGGAAGGUCUCAUUCCGUUCGCUGAGAACAAGGCAUUCCGCAAGGAGUGGGCCGCGAUCAAGCAACGCAACAAGGAGCGUCUGGCACAUUACGUGCAGACUACGUUAGGCCUCAUCAUCCGCACGGAUGCUAUGUUCGAUGUUCAGAUCAAGCGUAUUCAUGAGUACAAGCGUCAAACUUUGAACAUCCUCGGUGUCAUCCACAGAUACUUCACUUUGAAGAGCAUGACGGCUGCCGAGAAGAAAAAGGUCAAUCCUCGUGUGGUUUUCUUCGCCGGAAAGGCUGCUCCUGCUUACUACAUCGCUAAAUUGACGAUACGCCUCGUCGUCAAUGUCGCUCGUAUCAUCAACGCCGAUCCGGACACUAAGGAUUAUCUCCAACUCUAUUUCUUGCCUGACUACUCAGUUUCAUUGGCAGAGGUUUUGAUUCCUGCGUCAGAUAUCAGUCAACACAUCUCGACCGCUGGUACCGAAGCGUCUGGAACCUCGAACAUGAAAUUCUGUUUGAACGGAGGCCUGCUGUUGGGAACUGUUGAUGGUGCUAACAUCGAAAUUGCUGAGGAGGUCGGCGAGAAUAACGUUUUCUUCUUUGGCCACUUGACCCCAGCCGUUGAGGAUCUACGAUACCAACAUCUCUAUCAUCCCAUUCCAAUUGAACAGAAGUGCCCCGCUCUUGCGAAUGUUUUGGAUCAGAUUUCGGGAGGUGCCUUCGGCGAUGCUGGGGUCUAUGAACCGCUCGUCAACACCAUUCGACAGUCUGAUUACUACCUCAUCUCGGACGACUUCGACUCCUACCUUGCUGCGCUCGACAUGGUGGACGAGGCCUAUCUUGACAAGGAGGAAUGGAUUAAGAAGUCGAUCUACACGACCGCCAAGAUGGGCAAGUUCAGCUCCGACCGCGCAAUAAACGAAUAUGCGGAAAGCUACUGGAACAUCGAGGCCUGCCCCGUCCUUGCUUGA
Molecule: messenger RNA, 2610 nt
Organism: Cyclocybe aegerita
Lineage: Eukaryota; Fungi; Basidiomycota; Agaricomycetes; Agaricales; Hemipholiotaceae
Source: the annotation of a GenBank genome assembly